AUGUAUGGAAAGCAGAGACCAAAAAUUCCAGUUACUCCUGAAUGUUCCUGCAAACCGACUGAGAGCAGUGGGCCCCAGCCGAGUGCAGAUCCCAGCAGCACAUGGCGGAGACCUGGCUCCCCGCAUUCUCCGGGCCCACAUCCCGGCCUCCCACGCUCCUCCGCGGCGCUGGGACUAGAGCUGCGACAGAUGCUCUCAGGGAAAGCCCGGAGCACCCGCAGAUCGCCCCCAGGACUUCCACAGAUCCCGGCCCAGAAGGCAGCCUCCGUAAUCCCCAGCCCGAACCCACCACCCCGAGUCCCCGCCCGGGGCCCUCCGCAGAGAGGCUCACCCGCCUUCCCGGCGGACGCCAACUCCAGGCACUGCAAGCGACGAGUGCGCAUGCGCGGCGGAAGCCAGCGCAACCCCGCCCCGCCUGGCACCUGA
Molecule: messenger RNA, 426 nt
Organism: Acomys russatus (golden spiny mouse)
Lineage: Eukaryota; Metazoa; Chordata; Mammalia; Rodentia; Muridae
Product: basic salivary proline-rich protein 1-like
Exons: 2
Coding region: 1-426 (141 amino acids)
Source: RefSeq, a predicted model, not a curated record